Saprolegnia parasitica CBS 223.65 is the source of this 3558-nucleotide messenger RNA. RefSeq lists its product as hypothetical. NCBI's taxonomy places the organism in Eukaryota, Oomycota, Saprolegniomycetes, Saprolegniales, Saprolegniaceae. Bases 1 to 3519 code for a protein of 1172 amino acids. The transcript has 6 exons. The record is from RefSeq and is a predicted model, not a curated record. Gene Ontology annotation, molecular function: pyridoxal phosphate binding; transferase activity; phosphopantetheine binding. Gene Ontology annotation, biological process: lipid biosynthetic process.
AUGGUCAAGCCGACGUUGAUUGUCGAUACGAUCAAGCUCGCGCUCGUCGCGUUCCUCACGAUGCUCCUGAACCUGCUGCAGCCGUCGUCGGCCAAGGCGCUGGAGACGACAGUGGACUCGCUCUGGGCCGACGACGAGGAGAAGGUCGUGGCGACGCCGUCGAGCAAGACGCGCAAGACCAAGGCGCGCCGGGCCAAGGCCAAGGAGAGCGUCAACCUCACGUUUGCAGACGUCGACCGCGCCGCCCGUCGUGUGGCCGCCACCCUGCAGCAAGAUGCCAAUUUGAAGAAGGGCGACCGCGUCAUGCUCGCGUAUCCCCCAGGCCUCGACUUUGCCAUGGGCUUCUGGGGCUGCCUCUACGCCGGUGCGAUCGGCAUCCCUGUCUACCCGCCGUACCCGGGCACGCUCGCCAAGGACCUCCCCAAGUUUAACCGCAUGGUCGACGACUCGGGCGCCAAGGUCAUUCUGACCAACCGGACGUAUUACAUGGCGACGCAGCUCGCAACCGCCAAGAGCUUCUUCUCGAGCUCGGUCACGUGGCCCAAGGACAUCAGCUGGGUGUCGUCGGACGCCGUAGCUGACUCGAUGGCCGACUUCUACACUGAUGUCGAGUGCUCGUUUGACGAUUUAGCCUUCUUCCAGUACUCGUCCGGCUCAACAUCCGAGCCCAAGGCCGUCAUGGUGUCGUACGGCAACGUCAACGCGCAGCUCAAGGUCUGGGCUGCGAUUCGUGAGACCGACACGAUGGUUUCAUGGGUCCCGUCGUACCACGACAUGGGUCUUGUCGUCUUUAUCCUUGCGCCAGCCUCGACUGGUGCCCGGUGUGUGUCGAUGUCUCCGCUUUCGUUCAUCAAGGACCCGUCGCUUUGGAUGCGCACGGCCUCCAAGUACAAGGCCACGCAGAUCUGCGCACCCAACUUUGGCUAUGCCCUUGCCGCCCGGAAGACGACCAAGAAACAGGUUGCUGACCUCGAUCUUACGCACCUCCGGCAAUGCCUAUGCGCCGCCGAGCCGAUUCGUAUCGAGUCGCUCAACGCGUUCACUGAGACGUUUGCGCCUGCCGGCUUCAACCCCAAGACGUACGGCUGUGGCUACGGUCUUGCCGAGGCCACUCUGGCCGCGACGGGCCCCGACCCGUACAACCCGAAGGAGCCCGUCGUCUUUGUCGCCAAGAAGAACGCUCUCGAGCAGCACAAGAAGGCUCAGCGCGCGCCGGUCGACCACCCGGCUGUCGACACCAUGACGCUUGUCGGCUGCGGCACACUCCGCCCGACGUUCAAGGUCAUCAUCGUCGACCCCGAGACGCACGAGCAACUGCCCGACUGCCGCGUCGGUGAGAUCUGGAUCCAAGGCGAGAGCGUCACCAAGGGCUAUUGGAACCGCGAGCAAUACACGAAGGAGCAGUUCCAGGCGACGGUCCGCGGCACGGCCGACACACCCGAGAACCACUACUUGCGCUCGGGUGACAUGGGUUUCUUUGACGGUGACGUCAUGUACGUCACGAGCCGUCUCAAGGACCUGAUCAUCAUUCGCGGCCGCAACGUGUGUCCGCAAGACGUCGAGCGUACGACCGAGCUGGCCCACGACGAAGUUCGUCCUGGCUGCGUCGCGGCCUUCUCGAUCGAGACGUCCAACCAAGAAGAGGCCCUUGUUGUCGUCGCCGAGAUGCGCUCGGACCUCAAGAAGGACCAAGACAAGCUCCGCGCCAUCGCCAACGCGAUCGCAACGUCGGUGUUGUCGGAACACCAGCUCCGUUGCGCCUCGAUCGUCCUCUUGCGGCCUCGCAGCAUCCCCAAGACGACGAGCGGCAAGAUCCAGCGUCGUGGCACCAAGGCCAAGUUUGAAGACAACACGCUCGCCGCCCAGUACACGCAUACCGGUGUGAUCCAAGCGACACCCAAGGAGGCGCCGGUCGCCGCCGUCGCCAAGGUCACCGAGUCAACCUCGGAUGGCGUCAUCCGUACUCCCGAAGAGAUUGUCACGUGGUUGCUCGAGCGCUUGGGUCAGGAAGCCGCGAGUGGUGAAGGCCCGGCACCGACGAUCGACGCCGACACGCCGUGGGCCUGCGUCGGCAUGGACUCGGUGGCCAUUGUCGGUCUCAGCGCCGAGCUCGGCGAAUUUCUCGGCUGCGUCGUGCCGCCGUCGGCGUUCUUCCAGUUUGACACGCCGGCCAAGCUCGCCAACGCCCCAGGUCUUGCGACUGGUGAGCUCGAGACGCAAGAGUCGACGCUCCCCGAAGGCUCGUACGUCGAUGAGAACGGCGAGAUCAAGGCCGAGUGCUACGACUUUGAGUGCUUCCCCGAGGUCCAGCACCUCCGUGGUCAGCUGACCGAGCUCACGGACGCCGGUCUCGUGCUGCCGUACUUGGAUGUGUUGACGGCCGAGAAGAAGCAGCAGCUCAACUUCAACACGUACAACUACCUCGGGUACGCGUCGCACCCCGCGACGGCGCAGGCCUCCAAGGACGCCAUCGACAACUACGGCACGGGCAUGAGCUCGUCGCCGAUCGUUGGCCAAAACAUCAUCAACACGCAGCUCGAGGCCGCCUUGUGCAAGCACUUUGACGCCGAGGCGUCCGUGCUCUUUGUGGGCGGCUGGGUCACCAACGUGACGACGAUCGCGGCGCUCGUCGGCAAGGGCGACCUCAUUCUGUGCGACAUCCUCAACCACAACAGCUGCGUGAACGGCCAGCGCCUCAGUGGCGCGACGAUCCUCGCGUUCCCGCACAAUGACGUGGCAGCCGCCGAACGCAUCCUCAAGUCGGUCCGGCACAAGUACCGGCGCGUGCUGAUCGUGAUCGAGGGCGUGUACUCGAUGGACGGCGACGUGCCAAACCUGCCGGCGUUCGUCGCGCUCAAGAAGCAGCACAAGGCGAUUCUGUUUGUGGACGAAGCGCACUCGUUUGGCACGAUGGGCCAGACGGGCAAGGGCAUGUGCGAGUACUUUGACGUGCCGACCACCGACGUCGACGUGCGCAUGGGUACGAUGAGCAAGGCGCUCGGGUCUGUGGGCGGCUUCAUCCUCGCGGCCAAGACCGUGGUCGACUACCUCAAGUACUCUGCGGGCGGCUUUGUCUACUCGGUGGGCCUCGGUCCGGCCAACGCCGGCGCGGCGCUCAAAGCCGCGCAGCUCAUGGGCGACGAGCCGCAGCGGUCGGUGCGUCUCCAGGAGCUCAGCGCGUUCUUUUACGACGCGUGCGUGGCGGCCAAGCUCGACGUGGGCACCAACGUCCGUGGCGCGUGCGUGGUCGUCGUGUACAUUGGUGGGACGGUCGAGACGGUGCGUCUCUCGAUGCGGCUGAGCGACGAAGAGAAGACUCAGUCACCUCGAUCGUGCACCCGGCCGUCGAGGAGGGCAAGUGCCGGCUGCGCUUCUUCAUCUCGUACUUGCACACGGAAGCCGACCUUAGUCGCACGGUCGAAUCGCUUGUCCGCAUCAUGGGCAGUCUGCGCACGGAGCCCGUUGCUGUCGAGGCCAAGGUCGUGGAAGAAGUCGAUGCGUAAAAGCAAUGUAAUUUAGUAGGAUAUAUUUUAAAUAGGACUAUAUUUGAUCCAGUUA